UUCUUCACCUCUCUUUCUCUUUCUACCAUCUGGGUUUAAUUUUGCCUGUUUUGUUUUCCUCACUUUUGCAGAUUCUCAAGGAUUCUUCAAAGUUUUAGUCUUUUUGUGUUUUUUUUAUUCUCCAGAUUCUUCAGAACAAUCUCUCACUAAAUCAGCUUCUUUAAUUUGAUUCCAUCAUUAAACUAUUCGUUAGUUUUCCCCGUUUGAUUCCUAUAUAUCUUUAGAUCCUAUAAAUAGCUUCAGUCUUUCACUACACCCACAAAUCAAGUCUCAAGCUUCCAAAACAUUUGCGAGAACAAAACUCAUAUAUAAGUACUUUAUAGGUGUGAAACUUAUAGCCUUUAAACGAUGGAGACUCUGCAUCCACUACUCUCGCACGUGCCAACCUCUGACCAUCGGUUCGUAGUUCAAGAGAUGAUGUGCUUGCAAGGUUCGAGCUGGACUAAAGAAGAGAACAAGAAGUUUGAGCGAGCCCUCGCUGUCUAUGCUGAUGACACGCCUGACCGCUGGUUCAAAGUUGCGGCUAUGAUCCCUGGAAAGACCAUAUCAGAUGUCAUGAGGCAAUACUCUAAACUUGAAGAAGACCUCUUCGAUAUCGAAGCAGGACUUGUCCCAAUCCCGGGUUACCGUUCUACUCCAUGUGGAUUCGAUGAUCAGUUCGUGAGUCAGCGUGACUUUGAUGCGUAUCGUAAACUGCCUAAUGGAGCCAGAGGAUUUGAUCAAGAUCGUAGGAAAGGAGUCCCAUGGACGGAGGAAGAACACAGGAGGUUUUUGUUAGGUCUUCUCAAGUACGGGAAAGGAGAUUGGAGAAACAUAUCGAGGAACUUUGUGGGAUCAAAAACACCAACUCAGGUUGCAAGCCAUGCUCAAAAGUACUACCAGAGACAGCUCUCCGGCGCCAAAGACAAACGUCGACCUAGCAUUCACGACAUAACCACCGUUAAUCUUCUCAACGCCAAUCCCAACCGUCCAUCUUCUGAUCAAGGCUGCUUCGCUUCUUCACAACAGGCCGACCCGAAACAAGAGUUCACCCACAAGGAAAAUGCAGAGGAGAGAGUGAUGUUUCUUGGUCAGAAUCUUUCCUCAGUUUUGUCUCCCUACGAUCCUACCUUUAAUUUCGCCGGAGCAAAUGUUUACAGUGACGGAGGCUACACUAUCACAAUAUCCUGAUCGAGAAAAUUGUCGAAUUUUGAAAUUGUAAUUAUGAACAAACUCCAGAAUUAUGUGUUAUGGUUAAAAUUACAAUUAUGGUUAUGUUACAUGAUUAGACGAAUGUGACUAUGUGAAUAUAUAUGUUAUGUUUUGUGGAAUUAGCAUAA
Capsella rubella is the source of this 1319-nucleotide messenger RNA. RefSeq names its product transcription factor DIVARICATA. The transcript is spliced from 2 exons. Gene Ontology annotation, molecular function: DNA binding. The coding region runs from base 349 to 1170 and encodes 273 amino acids. NCBI's taxonomy places the organism in Eukaryota, Viridiplantae, Streptophyta, Magnoliopsida, Brassicales, Brassicaceae. The record is from RefSeq and is a predicted model, not a curated record.